Molecule: messenger RNA, 1675 nt
Organism: Cajanus cajan (pigeon pea)
Lineage: Eukaryota; Viridiplantae; Streptophyta; Magnoliopsida; Fabales; Fabaceae
Source: RefSeq, a predicted model, not a curated record
UUCUUUUACACCUCUCUUCUUCUUCCUCCUCCGCACGCACACCUCUCUUCUUCUUCCUCUGCAUGCACACCUCUAUUCUUCUUUCUUCUCCUUAUGCGCACCUCUCUUCCGGGGAGACUGAUCCCAUGGAUUCCCCAUCGUGCAGUAUAAACCAUUGGUGUGUUUAUCAUCUGCCUAAAUGUUAUUACCAUUUACGGGUUUGGGGGUGUGGACAUUGAGUGACUGACCCAUAACCCAUAACCCAUAACCCAUAACCCAUAUUAUUAUUACACACUAUUUUCGGGUUUGGAAUUGGAACGCAGUAGUUUGUUUUGCACUGCGAAUUGCAAUCGCUUCGACUCCAUCACCAUUCAUUUCGUCGCUCGUAGUCAUCAUGGGUUUCUCAAAGGAACAACUUCUGGCGUGCUUGAAGGAGCUUCAGAUUCCAUUUUCCUAGUAUGAGCAUCCAGUUGUUCUGACCGUUGACGCUCAGGCUCAAUAUGUUGGACACUUAGGGGGUGGGCUGAGCAAGAACUUGUUUCUCAAGGACAAGAAAAACAGGUUGUAUGUUGUUUCUGCUUUAGCUAGUACCAAAGUAGAUCUCAAAGCCUCUUCCAUUGUUUUGCACCUCUUCGUUUGGCGACAACCGCAAGUGCGCCGUUUCCACUUUCCAAAUCUUUAGGCUCUGCGAAAGUCAAUGGUGGAUAUUGAGGGCACAGAAGGCUACAAGCCUUCCGCAGAAUAUGUGGAAGACAGCAACGAAGCACUCAUUAACUUGACUGACUCAACCGAGCUUUUGCUUCUUAAGCUGCCUUUCUCCAAUGAUUUUUUAUCUGACAUACAUGGGCAGAAAUUGUUUCUCACACUUCAGAAUAAUGGUAAACUAGCCAUCUUCGAGGGUUCAUCAGGUAAAGUAUAUGAUUUUGUAAGCUUUGCUGCUCAAGAGCCAGACGAAACGGUUUUUGUUUCCUCUACUGAACCAAAAAUAGCAAAGAUUUCGAUGCGAGUUUCCACUGUCCAUUACCCUGAUCCUAAAGAACUUGAAAAGCUCAAUUCAACCAAUAAAAGACACGCCCAUCGAAAUUCUUCUGGAGUCACAGGGACAACUUCAUCUCGGUAUUUUCCUAUGCAAAGUGGUGGACAUGCAGCUUCAUCAAAAGGUAGCAGACAGAAAAGCUCUUUAUCUGAAGUUGGUGAGCCAUCAAGUAUUUCAAAAAGAAGCCACGUGUCUAAAACUAAGUCCAAAUCUAUUGUGUCUGAGGUUUCACAUGGUCACAGCACUGGCAUUUCCUCUAUGUCCCCAGAUCAUUCUCAUGAAAGAAAAUCAAAGAAAAGAAAACAUAAGGAAUAAUGUUUUCUACACUCGCUAUUGGCUUAUUUUCAGUGUAAUAUUUAAAGGUUACAUGCAUUUCUCAGGCCUUUAAAUAUGUCCCGAAAGAAUAGUUCUUGACUUUAAUAUUGCAGAAGGAUGAUAAAAUUUAAAUGCUUGCAUUCUCUUUGUCUCUAAAUUUUUUUUUUGUUUUUUGUAAAUUUUCAUCUGGUUCAGUUUGACAAUGUUCACUGAUGUAAGGACCCCUAGUGUUAAAUUUUCAUUUUUGUAAUGCUCACUGGCAUUUACUCUGAAUAUUUGGAAGGAAAGUUUUGUCAUCCAGUCUUACCUAUUAUUCAUACCAAAUUGUAGCACCUUUUAUAUUUU